AUGCUCUCAACCCUCCUCGCAUCCCUCUGUCCAUGCUCCUGCACCAGUCCCAGCCCUCCCUCACCACCACCAGCUCCGACAACCACAUCCACCCAAUACCACCACCACAAUGACCUAUCCCAAUACCAACCUCCCCUCGAACCUUCCCUCCCAGCCUACACCCCUCACCCAAACAUCCAAGACCUAAACGAAAAGACCCUCGCCCUGCACCUCCGCGACCCGCCCAUCUCUUCAUCUUCCUACAAUGCCACCAACAGCAACAAUUCCUUCCCCCUCGACGAAAAACACCCCUACACUACUACCACCACCCCACAAACAUCAGAGAAUAAUGCUGCUGCAACAACAGCAGAUGACGCAUCCUCUCAAAUCUCCUUCCCUAGCACAACCCACAGCUACGGGAACACCUCCACCGCGACGAGAGAGACGCCUCCUCCGCCGUAUUCGCCGACGUGGAGGGGCCAUGCAGAAGGGGAGGUCGAGGGGGUGAUAUCGCCGGUGCCGUCGUUGAGUUUCUCGGGCGAUGGGGAGAGGUCCAGGUCUGUGUCGAUGUCGGGGAGGAGUAGUGGGAGUUGGGGAGAUGGUGUUGACGGGGAGGGGGAUGGGGAGAAUGUGAGAAUUGCGGUGCCGAGGGGAGUGUAUGUUGCGGGGGGUGGGAGGAGGUGGGGAGAUGAAGGGAGUGUUGGGGAAGAGUAUUAUGGGUAUGGUGAUAUGAGGAGGGUGAGUUAUGAGAGUGAGAGGAGUGGUGGUGGUGGGAGGAGGGGGUCGUGGGUUGUGUAG
Aspergillus welwitschiae is the source of this 777-nucleotide messenger RNA. RefSeq lists its product as uncharacterized. The record is from RefSeq and is a predicted model, not a curated record. The transcript has a single exon. The coding region runs from base 1 to 777 and encodes 258 amino acids. NCBI's taxonomy places the organism in Eukaryota, Fungi, Ascomycota, Eurotiomycetes, Eurotiales, Aspergillaceae.